Messenger RNA from Aphis gossypii (cotton aphid), 1385 nucleotides. Its product is annotated as programmed cell death protein 7-like. The record is from RefSeq and is a predicted model, not a curated record. Bases 1 to 1320 code for a protein of 439 amino acids. The transcript has 6 exons. NCBI's taxonomy places the organism in Eukaryota, Metazoa, Arthropoda, Insecta, Hemiptera, Aphididae.
AUGUCUGAACAAAAUAUUCAUAAUAACAUAUGUUCUGAGGCAAACACUAAUAAUUUUUGGUUAACACGUCCUCCACCUCCUUUUAUGCCACCUCAACCCAUUCAACCAAUGUAUAAUUUAGAUUAUAAUAAUAUACCCUUUAUUCGUCCACCUCCAUCACCAUAUAAUCAACCAGCACAAAAUCAUUAUAAUAUGCCUUAUGGUGCUAAUAUUAGUAAUCAACACUAUCAAGAACAAUAUGUACCAUCUCAUCAGAAUAUAAGCAAUUCAUUUUCAUCUCUUCCGGAUAAUAUUGAUGAAGAAUAUAUUCGCCAAUAUUUAUGUCCUUUACCAAAAGCUCCAAAAGACGAAACUACUAUUUGGAUUGAAAAGUGGUUAGCCAGCAAAGAAAAACAUAAUAAUACAUUAAAGGAUGUCAAAUCGAAAAAUGUAGUUGAGAUUAACCAAAUCAGCAAUAUUGUAAAAGAAUGUAAACAAUUAUUAGAAAAUAUGAGUAAUAACAAAAAACUUAUGGAGCAGAAUUUAUCUACCAUGACAGAAGCUGAUUGGAAAAAAGCUUGUUCCGAUUUAAUCUUAGAUAAAAAACAAAUAGAUACUAUAAUAACAAUGUUACAUUUUGAUACUGAAUCAUUGUCUGAUUUAAAAUUUCGAUUAGCAAAAAGAAAAAAGAAAAGGGAUAGAUUAAAGAGACUUAAAUCUAACCUAAAACUUAUCAAAUCCCAAAAAAAAGAUGAAAUCCUAGAAAUAAACAGAAAGAUUGAUGCUUGGCAAAAUUCCUUAAAGGAAAAUAUACUAAAAGAAAAAAGAGUUAACAAAACUAAAGCUGAAGCAAACAUUGUCUUGAAAGGGGUCAGAGAAAAAAUUGAAGAUGCUAAAAAUCAGCUAUCAUUGUUUGAUACUUUGGACAAAUUAAGAAGAUCUAGACUUCAAAAUUGUGCUAACCAAAGAAAAAAUCCACUUUUAGAAAAUACCUUAAAUAAAUUAAAAAUACUUUGGCAGCAUAAAUUGGCAGAUUACAAUAAAGAAGAAGAAGAAUUGAAAAAUAUGCUUACUGAAGCCGAAGCCAAAAAACAUGAAAAACGAGAAAUUGAAAUUCAAGAAAAAUUAGCUGAAUGGGAUCAUGUUCUUUUUGGCCCAAGUUUUAGAUCUCAUGAAAUGGCGAUUGAUAAUUAUACAUUCCUUGAAAUACGGAGAGGCUGGGAUAAAUAUGUUGUUGAUGAAAAUGAGAUGUCAGCAUCUAGCAGUAUACCUUUGGGUUGGAUUUUACCAUUAGAACCAUGUAAUAAUGAUUGGGCUAAAUAUUCCAAUAAUAUAAUGUAAUAAUAAUUUUAAUAAAUAAUGCACACUUAAAUUUUUUAAAUAUAUGUAUUGUUUGUAAUUGUUUA